Messenger RNA from Iphiclides podalirius (scarce swallowtail), 510 nucleotides. Lineage: Eukaryota; Metazoa; Arthropoda; Insecta; Lepidoptera; Papilionidae. The record is from the annotation of a GenBank genome assembly.
AUGAAGGAUUCGAAUGCAAGUCGGGAUACUGGCGGUGGGAGUAGAGGGAGCGUCAUUGAAGGGCUGCCGGAGGCGCGCGGGGGGCUACGGCGGUGCGGGGGCGGCGGCGGGGCGGGAGGGGGGGUCCGCCGGGAGCAGGAAUAUUCAAAGCGUGAGAACGCCGCGCGACCCGCAUGCCGCGACUUCACAUAUCUCACGCGCAACCUCUACCGUAGAGUGCCGCCAAAAGGCGACCCUAUCCCGCACGGCUUAGAGCCGCAAUUGGCGCUGAGCGGCGUUGCGGUUAUCGCUCAGAACAUUCGAGGACAAUACUUUUCUAGUUUAGGUACGGCUGGCAUUGGCCCGGAUACUAUCGAUGAGUGCGCACGUCCACUGUCCGCUCACAGCGAAGCCGCCGACUCGCGCUCACAUUACUCAUCCAGUGGAAUGUUACCGGGGGUCCUUUGUCGCAAAAUCGCGACCACUGCCGCCUUAAGAGUCGGGCUUCGACAUUCGUGUGGGUCGUCUACG